Molecule: messenger RNA, 4706 nt
Organism: Schistocerca cancellata (South American locust)
Lineage: Eukaryota; Metazoa; Arthropoda; Insecta; Orthoptera; Acrididae
Product: osteoclast-stimulating factor 1-like
Exons: 5
Coding region: 75-746 (223 amino acids)
Biological process (GO): signal transduction
Molecular function (GO): protein binding
Source: RefSeq, a predicted model, not a curated record
UGUUGACAUGGACGUACAGCGGUUAUGCCGUGUUAGAUAACGCUAAUGUGUCAAUCUGUUGUCUAAAAAACAUAAUGGCUGCAAAAUUAUCCGCUACCCGACCUGCUCCACCAAAACCUAUUCCUAAACCCGGAAAGGUGAAGGUUGUGAGAGCACUGUACAAUUACACAGCACAAUUAACAGAUGAACUAUCCUUUCAAGAAGGUGAUUUGCUGUACGUGUUUGACCAAGUGACAGACCCAAAUUGGUGGAAAGCCCGGUGUGGGAAUAGAACUGGCCUUAUCCCCAGCAAUUAUGUGGAAAGCCAGACAGAAGAAGUGGAAAUGCCACUGCAUGAAGCAGCUCGUCGGGGCAAUCUUAGUUUUCUGCAAGAAUGUUUAAGACAAGGCGUAUCUGGCACAGGAUUGGAUAGUGCUGGUAACACACCUUUAUACUGGGCAAGCCAUGGUGGCCAUAUUGACUGUGUAAAGGAACUUAUAUCAUUACCAAAUCAAAUAAUCGAUGCUCAGAAUAAAGUUGGUGACACUGCGCUGCACGUAGCUGCUGCCCGUGGACAUACUGAAGUUGUGGAGAUUCUAUUAGAAAAGGGGGCAAAUGCUGAUUUGUGCAACAAAGAUGACCAGACACCACUGGAUCUUGCUAUGAAUCCUGCUCUAAGGAACAUCAUUCAGUUGAAUAAAACACAUCGCACAAACAAUCAUUUAACUUGCUACAGUGCAGAGGACUAUGCUGAUGAUUCAGAUUGAAACUGCAUGCUGCUCUUCUUUUGUUGCUGUGAUAUUGUAAACACCAAACAAGUAAGAUAUCAGAAGACUAUCUGAGCCAGUAGUUAAACAUUCCAAUAUUUAUAUAAAAAUGGGGGAAGAACAAUAUUAAAAGAUGUGUACAAUAGUUUAAUGCAUUGUACUCCUGUAUUAAAAAUGGAUAAAAUAAUUUAGUAACAAUUUGUUUGGUUGUAACUGAAAGAAAAAGUAUAUUUUAUUUUGUAAUGUUUGGUACGAAAGUAAUAGGUUUUGAAAAUACAUUGGAUAAAAUGUAAAGUUACCCAAGAUACUGCAAGUUAAUGACAAACUUAGGAUAGCUUUAAUGACUGAUGUGCAAGAGUAACUUAUUUCUAGUGACUGGCUGUUCUGCCCCAGUCUUGAGAUUGGCAUCUACAGCUAACAGAAAUGGGGACGCUCAACUGCCAAGCAAUCCAGGGUGUCUCUAAGGCUAUGCUACCAUGAUCCUUUGCGAGUUCAGGGUGCCCAUUUCUUCUGUUUACCUGUUCAGCUCGAGCCAAACUAAAUCAGUGGAACACUGCAUUGUAGAUUUUUCACAAACAUGUUACUCUUUUUUGCAGUUUGUUAGAAUUAAAUGUCAGUUAAUGGCAUAUUGGUGUUAAAAAUCCUUCACAUCUUUAUUAAGAUAAAAAUUAAAGUCUAAUUUUGAGUAACUCCAGUGUAGUGGAUGAGUCGGGCAGUACAGAAGUGGGAGGAGUUUCAUAUCCAACUAUGUUAGAAUAAAUAAAUAAAUAAAUAAAUAAAUAAAUAAAUAAAUACAGCUUUGCAUUUGUAAAAGAUUCUUGGACUUUCAUAUUAAUUUCCUAGAAGUAUGUUCUGAAAUAUUCGAUGUUAUAUAUGUAUAAGAGCGCUCGCUCUCAAGAGUGACUUUGUUAGAUUUUGUGACAUCAUUAUAACAAAUGUUCACCCCUGGUAGCUAAUUGGUCAGUGUGACAGAAUGUCAUACCUAAUGGCCCGGGUUAGAUUCCUGGCUGGGUCGGAGAUUUUCUCUGCUCAGGGACUGGGUGUUGUGUUGUCCUUAUCAUCAUUUCAUCCCCAUUGACGCCCAAGUCGCUGAAGUGGCGUCAACUCGAAAGACUUGCACCAGGCGAAUGGUCUACCUGACGGGAGGCCCUAGCCACAUGGCAUUUUCAUUUAUUAUAACAAAUCAUAAACAAGUGAUGGGAAACUUACCUGGCAGAUCAAAACUGUGUGCCAGACCGAGACUCGAACUGGGGACCUUCGCCUUUCGCAGGCAAAUGUUCUACCAACUGAGCUACCCAAGCACGGCUCAUGCCCCGUCCUCACAGCUUUACUUCGGCCAGUACUGGGUAGCUCAGAUGGUUAGAGCACUUGCCUGCGAAAGGCAAUGGUCCCGAGAAUGAGUCUCGGUCCGGCACACAGUUUUAAUCUGCCAGGAAAGUUUCAUAACAGCACACACUCCACUGCAGAGUGAAAAUCUCAUUCUGGAAACAAUUGAUGUAUAUGUGAUAAAUCUUCAAUGUGUCGCUGCCUUGAAUUAGCUUCUCCUGAGCUAAACAAGUAAACAGCAACAAUGGGCACCCUCCAGUCACAAAGGAUCACAGUAGUGUGCACACAGGGACAUCUGUCGGAUUGCUUGGUAGUUGAGCACCCAAUCUGUUAUAUCUAGAUGCUUGUAGUCAUGAGGGCCAGUAUCUAUUAUUUUCACAUUCCAAGAAGACACCCAACAAUGUGGCUUGUCUUAGCCCAGCAUACAAUGAAGUCUACACUGGCACUUUUGUUGCCAUUCUGUGUUGUCUUCUCAGUGCUGGGUUUUGCUUCAUGUGUCGUUAAUGUCAAAUGUCACAUCCACUUUUGUCUAGAAAAGCAGACAUGCUAAACUCAGUGCUGUCUGCUAUCUGUCAGGCCAGGUUGGUAGUGAAGGAAAGCAGUCAGUGUCAGUUGAGUAACUUCGAUUUGUAUGAACUGAGCUAGGCCCUAUCAGCCAUCACACCAAUUGUCUUCGACGAGUGUGCAGUUGUAGAUAUUCUCAUCUGUGCAUAAACUUUGCGCUGUGUAACUUUUCCAGUAUCCUGGGUACUGUUAACAUAAUUUUUGUAUGCCUAUAAAAAUGAUCCACAGUUCUAAAAUUCAACAUGCAAAAUUCUGAGUUGAUUUCUUGUAUUUUAGCCUCACAGAGGUUAUCCACUUCACAUCCAAGUGUAGCAAUUGUUUUUAAAUGGAGCAGUGUGUUCAUUUAUGAUGUAUUUAAUAUAAAAUGCUGUGAUCAUUUACGUUGUGUGUUAAUUCGUGCAGUCAGUGCUGACUGAAUAAUUUAAAGUGUGCUUUAUGGAAAACAGAAAUAUUUCUAAUUUUAAAAUUUGUAUUGCAACAUCCAUGAUUUAUGCUGCAGUUCAGCUAUACAGACUUGAGUUGUGUGCAUUGAAACAGUUUUGUGUCUACUUAAUAAGAUACCUGCAGCUCAUAAUGGGAAUAACAUAAUAGCAAUAGAAGAUGGUUUGUCAGACUGUUGGUAAAUUUCAAUUAAUUGAUCCACAAAGUUUCAAAAAUGAUUAUUAUGUUAACAAAAUAUGAUGCUAUAAACACUUCUUGUUGAGAUCAAAAUAGAAGCCAUGAACUUGUUAACUUGAAUCGCUGUUGGUAUCAGCGCAGGCCACUAACACAUGAAACGGGUGCUUUAAGAGAGUGUGUGUGUGUGUGUGUGUGUGUGUGUGUGUGUGUGUGUGUGUGAGCUAUUAGCUGAAGUCAGUGCAAAAUCUUCAAGUUUGUGUUGUGUACUUACAUAAUAGAUGCAAAAACACAUUAAUAUCAGCUGCACUUUGUGCGAUACAGCCUGCAUGCUGACCUAGUCUUUGAGCAUUGUUUCAAACAAUUUCAAUAACACCUCACUUUUAUUGCCAGUUCAGCCCAAUUAGAAUUCAAACAAGGAUAAAAUUUGCAUCUUUGGUUAAAAAGUAAUUUUAGACUUUGACAGCAUCAAAAUAGUUAACAAAUAUUUACAGAAAAAUUCAAACUUUAUACAUAUAAAUGAACAGAUAUUUCUUCAUAAAUAAGAAAUGUUUGGUGAUGGGUAAUUGUGCACCAAUUCAAUCAGAAUCUAAGACUGAUUGGACAGUUUCUCCAAUCAUUAUAUUAGUAUGCUUUCCCAAGUAAGUGCACUAUUUAUGUCUCUUCCUAAUAACUUGCUUCUUGCUUUUGCACAGUGUACAUAUUUUAAUUAUGAGCGCUCUUUCUUUUACACCUCUUAAAAUCUCCAUUGAUGUAGUAGCCCCUUAAUUAUUUUCUUUUGUAUUCAUACAGCAAUCAUUUUACCUGUAGGUUAUUUGUCCUUGCAGUAAUGUCGAAAUGAAAAGCAAGGUGUCUGUUACAUGAAAGAAUAGUCUUUUAGACCAAAGGACGACUUUCCAUUCACAUAUGUACUAUGAUAAGGCUGCUGCCUAUCAGUCUGACGUGCAUGUGUCGAAUAUGACAGCUGGAAGUAAUUUUAAGAUUUUUUUCUGGUGUGCGUUCUGCAUUUGUACCAUUGUGUUUAGAAAUUAUGUGGAAGUGCAAUAAAUAUCUUGUCUAUCCUCCCAUUUCCACACAUUGUGCCUUACAAAUACUGAUAAAUGCUGUUCUUUUCCAGUUUUGAACAUACAGUUGUUCCUCCUAUUUAUCCGUAGUGUCAUCAUUGAGAUGAUUUUCUGAUUCAUAAGUUUUAUUUAACACCAAAUGACUCUUCAGUUAAGCAUGUCAAUAUUAUGGCCAACAAGCAACUGCUCCUCCAACAAAUGAAGCUCGCAGAACUACCUUUUCAACGAGACUGUUUUUCUUGUGUAUUGUCAAGCAUCUUCAUGUAUACAGCUUACUUAUUAAUAAAACCAUCUGGAUUAUUCACCAUGUUCAUAUUGAUGCAAAAUUUAUGCAUAUGCAUAAUAUAUGUUAGCUGUGUCCAAAAGGCAAAGCUAUAAUGUCUGGAAUGUC